Molecule: messenger RNA, 1575 nt
Organism: Amborella trichopoda
Lineage: Eukaryota; Viridiplantae; Streptophyta; Magnoliopsida; Amborellales; Amborellaceae
Product: eukaryotic translation initiation factor 3 subunit I
Biological process (GO): cytoplasmic translational initiation
Cellular component (GO): cytoplasm; eukaryotic translation initiation factor 3 complex, eIF3m
Molecular function (GO): translation initiation factor activity; protein binding; RNA binding
Source: RefSeq, a predicted model, not a curated record
GAGUACGGGUCCGACGGUCCUCUUCGUAGUAGGGUUUCCUAUUUAUUUGCUCACACGCCCGUUUCUAGGGCUUGUCGAACCCAAACCUUCCUUUUUCUAUUUGCAGAGAUGAGGCCGAUUUUGAUGAAAGGCCAUGAAAGGCCCCUAACCUUCCUCAAAUACAACAGAGAGGGGGACCUGCUCUUCUCCUGUGCAAAGGAUCACACUCCUACUGUCUGGUUCGCUGAUAAUGGAGAGAGACUCGGCACUUACAAGGGCCACAAUGGUGCAGUUUGGUGCUGUGACGUUUCCAGGGAUUCCAUGCGUCUUAUUACUGGCAGUGCAGACCAGACUGCAAAGUUAUGGAAUGUUGAGACUGGUGCUCAACUGUACUCAUUUAACUUUGAUUCACCAGCAAGAGCAGUAGACUUUGCGGAAGGUGAUAAGCUGGCUGUAAUCACAACUGAUCCAUUCAUGGAGCUGCCCUCUGCCAUCCAUGUUAAACGGAUUUCUAGAGACCCUAGCCAGCAGACUGGGGAGUCAGUGCUUGUUAUUAGGGGGCCUCAAGGAAGAAUAAAUAGAGCUGUUUGGGGUCCCUUGAACCGUACUAUAAUAAGUGGUGGUGAAGAUGCAGUUAUUCGUAUGUGGGACUCAGAGACUGGAAAACUGCUCAAGGAAACUGAUAAGGAAAUUGGUCACCAGAAGACUAUCACCUCACUAUCUAAAUCCUCUGACGGUUCACACUUCCUAACAGGUUCUCUUGAUAAAUCAGCCAAGCUCUGGGACGUCAGAACCCUUACCCUUAUCAAGACCUAUGUGACAGAACGUCCAGUCAAUGCAUGUGCUAUUUCUCCACUGCAUGAUCAUGUUGUGAUUGGUGGAGGUCAGGAAGCAUCACAUGUGACAACAACUGAUCGUCGUGCUGGGAAGUUUGAAGCCAAGUUCUUUCACCAGAUUCUUGAAGAGGAAAUUGGAGGAGUGAAAGGGCACUUUGGACCUAUAAAUGCAUUGGCAUUCAAUCCUGAUGGGAGGAGUUUCUCAAGCGGUGGAGAAGAUGGCUACGUGAGGCUGCACCACUUUGAUGCCGACUACUUCAACAUUAAGAUGUAAAUCAUAGCGGGAUUACUAUUUAGCUAACCAGGUUUAUUGUCUACACUAUCCCUGCUUGGAUUUUUGUCGCCCCCUUUGAGGUUUAAUUUUGUUCAUGAACCAUGAGUAUAGUACAUUUUUUAUUUGAGAAAGAUCAUGAUGUGCCAAGUCAUUGGUCUUAUUGAUUGCCUUUUUUUCUGUUAUGGGAAUGUAUUUGGUGAGCCAGCAGAUUUCAUCGGUCUGCCCUUUUGAAUGGUUUUUGGACCAGAAAUGCAUCGCAAAUCACUACAAAUGCAUUUUUGCAUCAGAUCUAUGAAUUUGGAGCUUCGAGAACAACCAUGUAGAUAUGAUUAUCUUUGAAGAAAUAAAGACACCAAUGGUUAUGAGAUUUUUUAUUUUUGGUACAAGGAUGUCUCAUUAUUCUUAGCCAUUGGAUGUGAUGUUUAAUGGAUUGAAGUGUAUCGCAACAUUUGAGAAAUUUUAUUUCAGAAAUACUAUUUCCAAUUA